Molecule: messenger RNA, 2088 nt
Organism: Toxotes jaculatrix (banded archerfish)
Lineage: Eukaryota; Metazoa; Chordata; Actinopteri; Toxotidae
Product: zinc finger protein sens-like
Exons: 7
Coding region: 424-1866 (480 amino acids)
Cellular component (GO): nucleus
Source: RefSeq, a predicted model, not a curated record
AUAUUUAUAACCGAUUUCCUGCAGCGAGAUCCACAUUAUUUUAUUAAAUCCAGAGAUGCAGGGAUGCAGUAAAUCAGGUGAAGAUGCUUAAUAUGGAUUUUUUUUCCCUUCAUACAGCCAACUAAGGGUGAACUUUAAAUCAAUUUAUGAUAUUUUCUUGUAAAGCCGAAAAUUGCACUUUUAAAUAAUAAUUAAAAAAAAACAUGUAUUCGUGAGUGAAAUGUUUUUCACGUACUCUGAUGUCUAAAAUGCGGUCUUAACCUGACUUUAGCACAUCGCCAUGAUAAAAACUAAACGCAUCACAGAGCUUUUACUUUGAAAGCAACAAACGGAAACUUCAUUUUUAUUCCGACUGACUCACUUCCACUUGUCCCCCCAUGUACACCGUUCCGGCUGAAGGUGGAGUGUGUUAAUGGUGGAAAGAUGAGCCAAAUCGAAGAGCUUAAAGUGUUUGUCUCCGAGCGGCUGCAAGCUGCUGCUUCAGAAAUAUUAGGCGCUAUUGAAAAAACAAUAACGGAUUACGAGGAGCAGGCUUCCCGUUUGAAGGACGAAAACGACCGUCACCGCUCUCUGCUGGACAUUAUCCUCAAAUCCAAGUUACCGCAGGCAGGAGCAGGUCAUGCCAUCAAAAAUACUUCUGCUGCUGCCAGCACAGGUGCAUCAGAUUCAGGUUCUACAUGCAAAGCCAGAGAAACUUCCUGCCAUUCCAGUGAUUUGCAGUGUGUCUUCACCUCACGCACCGACUUCUUAAAGUUUGCAGCCAAUGACAACUGUCCCUACUGCCUCAAGAGAAUCCAGGCCUCUGAGACACAUUUGAUGAGAAGGCAUUAUUUGUUUGCGGUUCAUUUUACUGAGAAUGGCACUGAAAAAUUUGUGGUACCGUGUAUGUGCAAAGACAGAAUCCAGGGAAGAAGUCACUGGCACUGCCCAUAUUGCAAAAAGAUAAUUUAUCGGAAAUGUAACUUUGAGGGGCACAUAUCGAAACAACAUGGUUAUGCAAUACUGCAGCAAAGUCAAGAUACAGACAUCGAUCAUCCAUCUGUCUCUGUCUUUGAGGAGGAGGUCCCCCUGAGUCCUGAACCCUGGUGUCAGCAGGAGCUUGGUAGUCUGGACCAGGAGGACCAAGAGGCCUCACAGGUGCUUCAAGUCAAAGAAGAAGAGGGAGAGGAAAUGUGGAGCCAAGAUCUGGCAGAAGAGCAUGUGAGUCAUCCAGAGCAACAACGGAUCAAAGGUGAGCUGAUACAAAAAGGUAACAGUCAAGUGGGAGAACAAAGUUCGGGGGCAGAUCAUGCUCAAAGCUCUGCUUUUAGCAUCUCGUGUAUGGACAGUUUUAUCCAGGAUAUUGGUGAAAUUAACCGUGUGCAAAGCAGCAAGGGGCGUCCUCCUCCAAAUUAUUCAAAUCGACGUCUGGAAACUCAGCCUGAUAGUGGAGUUGGCGAAAUAUGGCAGCCAGCUGGGGACUCUAAGCACACCUCCGGAGGCAGUGCAAAGGUAUUCAGUUCAAAGAAGAAAAAGCAUGUGCAAAGAGCUUUACCCCCCAUGAGUUUAAGUUUAAAGAGAUCUACCCAGUUUUCUGCCAGUCAGAAUCCCACAGGUCCUCAUUGUUGUAAAGCGUGUGGAAAGAUUUUCCAUUACAUGUACACACUGAGGACACACGCGCAAACACACACAGUGGACAAAAUCUCUAUUUGCGGAAUCUGUGGAAAACAUCUGGAGUCUACAGAGAGUUUAAUCCACCACCUGCAAAGCCACACAAAGAGAAACAAAUGUGGAAUAUGUGGAAAACAAUUUUCAAGUAAUUCCCGGCUGAAACGGCAUAGGAGAUUUCACAGGCCAAAGGGUCUAAAUGUCAUGGCAUCAGCUUAAAAACCACAGAUGGGCAAAAUCCUACAGAUGUCAUAAAUGCAUUAAAACCUGCUGUGAUUAUUGGAAUCUCAUCUACCACAGUAGAAUUUACUAAGUGGGAGAUGCCAAUCCAGUGUUGUACUAAGGGGAGAAAUGACUGUCAUAGUGUGGGGCAGUGUGUUAAUAUUUAUUUAUCAUUUUAUUCAUAUCAUACAAUUUGGUAGACUUACAAUAAAAAAACAC